Molecule: messenger RNA, 3362 nt
Organism: Hyla sarda
Lineage: Eukaryota; Metazoa; Chordata; Amphibia; Anura; Hylidae
Gene: BNIP3L
Product: BCL2 interacting protein 3 like
Exons: 6
Coding region: 118-714 (198 amino acids)
Biological process (GO): positive regulation of apoptotic process; mitochondrial outer membrane permeabilization; defense response to virus
Cellular component (GO): mitochondrial envelope; mitochondrial outer membrane; nucleus
Source: RefSeq, a predicted model, not a curated record
CAUGUGACCCGCUAGCCCCGCCCCCGGUCCUCAGGUGAUGCUGUUGAGUGGCGUCAUACGGGGUGUGGCUAACGCAGUGCGGCGCCUUCUCCCCAACAGACUGAAGCAGUCGCCGUCAUGUCGGACAACAACAACGGGGAAGAUCCCGCGCUGCACGGUUCCUGGGUGGAGCUACAAAUGAACGGCAAUGGGAACAGCAUAGACAGCAACAGGAAUGGAGGCCUGGAGCAUGUGCCUUCAUCCUCCUCUAUCCACAAUGGGGACAUGGAGAAGAUCCUCCUGGACGCCCAGCACGAGUCCGGACAGAGCAGCUCUCGAAGUAGCUCACAGUGUGAUAGCCCCUCGCCUGAAGAAGAAGGGCAGAUCACCUUCGAUGUGGAGAUGCACACAAGUAAAGACAGCUUCCAGUCUGAAGAGGAAGAGGGAGGAGAAGCAGAGAAAGAAGAAGAAGUGUUAAAGAAGAGCGCAGACUGGGUAUCCGACUGGUCAAGUAGACCUGAAAACAUCCCCCCAAAGGAGUUUCAUUUCCGACACCCCAAGAGGUCCGUGUCUCUGAGUAUGAGGAAGACCGGAGCCAUGAAGAAAGGAGGCAUUUUCUCUGCAGAAUUCCUGAAAGUUUUCAUCCCUUCUCUCUUCAUCUCCCAUGUCCUGGCUCUGGGGCUGGGCAUUUAUAUUGGGAAAAGAUUGACCCUCCCAUCCGCCAGUUCUUAUUGAUGGAGCAUGAUCUGGAAUUGAACCCUUGACCCCGUGAAGGUGUGUUCCCGUCACAUUUGUGCAUUUGGACUUUGCACCAUGUUAAGCAUGACUCAAAGCACCCUCUUCUUGUCACCCAUCUUACAAACCUGGGAGCCCUUUCUCGCAACAGUUUGGGGAGAUUCGGAGCACCGAUCUCUUAAAUGUGAAGAACCCAACCCAACAAGCAGUUACUGGAAGAAGCGUCUGACUGAAGCCGUCUGGCUUAUACCGUUCUUGCCUAACUCAGACCAGAAAUGUUCUCCUUGGAAGCAAUGGAACCCACCUGGGCAUGUCUACAAUGGGCCCCAGGGCAAACAACAGGAGCCCCAGAUCUUCAACUUGACCACCUUGUGGCAAGAAAACCCUAAAACACCUACAACAAUAGAGUGGUGUCCACGUAUCAUGCCCAUCAAAAUCAAAGAAAAAAGCCAAACAGCCCCCCGGGGCUCGUCUACAAUUCUAUUUGGAUUGCCUGUUUUUACCCAUCAAUAAUGGGAUAUUUGGAAUUGCCUUUUCUGAUCCUGACUCAGGACUGCCACUAAAUAUUAUACAGUGAAAGUGGGGACUUGAGGCUUGCUAAGAAGCAUUACUUUUUUUUUUUUAAUUUCUUUAUUUUUUAUUUUUUUUUUAGAUUGUGUGAUUUUGGAAAGGUUGAAGUAAACUAACUAGCCUGCCAAGACGCAGAGAAAGCAUCUUACAUAAGUAGCAACAAAGCCUAGUGUGAAUUGUACCGAUGAUCAUCUCAUAGAUACACUGCUCUCCCUGGAGACUAGCCACACACUGCCCUUCGGGUAUACAUAUAUAUACUGACCUUUGUGGAGAUACUAAUCACACUGACCACUACCCCCCCCCCCCCAACAAUGACAGGAUAGAUCCUGGAUCACACUAUACAGAGUAUGACUGCUCUUCCCCUAUUAGUAUAGCCAGGUCCUAGUCCUAGGUCCUUAUGUCUUCUCACCACCUUUAGAAGCCAGCACAGUGGCUUUCUUUCUCCUUUUCUUUCACAUUGUUUUUAUGUCUUUGUCGUUUGUCUUUAACAUACAAAAUGUGAAUUAGCAUUACGUAGAAGAUAUCGAAGAGCCUUUAAUGCUAGGACAUCCAUCCUGUGUGGAUCAUAUCCAAGGCCCCAGAUAUUAUACAUGAUCACAAGCCAAUAUGGAUGGCUUAUUGGACUGCUUGGAGGAUAAGGGAAGAUGAGAACCGCGGCUGUGAAAAACUAGAGGAGUUUGGCUUGUGACAUGAAGAAAACUCGGGGCCUUGUCACACGCAGAGCCGUGUAGCAAUGACUGCGCUAAGAGUGUAUUACAUUAUACUGCUGGCAAGGGACUGAAGCUUUCAUGUCAUGGAUUGUUAAUGCUAUCAGUUACCAAGGUCCUUCUUGUAGUAUACAAGUGCAGCAAUAUAUGCAAGUGAAGACUAGUGGCCAUUGUAGCAAAUAGAAGAGCUGCAAGUUGCUUCUGAUCGCCUAUAGAUGUUAUCCUAGAGAAUAUCAGACCUUUCUCUUGAUGUCUUCAUUGACAGAUGCACUCAUAAUCUAAUGUAUAGGCAGAUUGGACUGGUACAUUUGGUCUUGUCCAAUUCUAUAGUUUUUUCCCAAACCCCGCCCCUGAGGAGCUCGCUCAUCUUAGGCUGUGUAUGCAGAACUAGGGGAACGACUACACUAUUAAACUGGCACUUGCAUUCAUGAGUUCCCUCAGAGCUACAGGGAAGUGACAUGUGACCCCCCCUCGACUCUACUGAUUGGUUAAGACAGCCUACAGAGGGGAGGGGUAUAUACAGAAGGUGAUUUUCAGCCCCCUAGUCAGCAUUUCAGAGGAUUUUGUUGUCACACUGGUGCCUGAAGCAUUCGCAUUAUUGUUAAGGCGUCAUACAGGUGAAAUACAUUUAAAGAGACCUAUCAAGAGGACAACUGCUGGGAUGUCAUCACAAUUCCAGCCUUUGGAUAAUGCAUAAGUCCCUGCAUCAUCAUCAUCAUUAAUAUAUCUCUGCAGAUUACAUGUUGGAUAGACCUUAACCUGAAGAUACUUGGUCCCAGAAAUUUGAAAAAUUGUGUUAAGCCGUAACCCAAUUCACUGUAUUUGAAACGGCCAGGUGCCCGCUCAGUGCCCCGGUCCACGAUCCAGUGUUAUAUUUAUACCUACAUAGAUAUUAUGGUUUUACAGGACAUUGUGCACAUAUUUACAAGACAGAAUGAAAUCCAAAAGACUGCCGUGAUGGUUUGCGCCCUGCAGUCAGCAGAGCCUUGGAGUGCCGUGUUUACUUUACCUUUGUAGCCAAUAAUCAGGGUCGAAAGUGAGACGGGAGUUUGGUAUCUGCUUUUAUAUCUUCAUCUAUCAGAAUGGAAAAUCUAGAUGUUCCAUUUGCACCUGAUGCUUACACCAUGUGGAGGGAGCCAUGUUGGAGACCACACUAAUAUGAAGGAGAAGGCUUUCUGUCUAUCCUGACCGGGCGCUUGAGAGAUGUCACUGGCUCCUCAUACAGAAUGGCCCUCUCCAUGUGGUGUUAUCAUCAGGGGAGCUCUACGCCAGGAGGCGUAUACUGAAAUCAUACUUUAUAGAGUUUCCAGGGAAAUGCCUAAAUUGUAGCUGUACUCAUUUUGUACCAUUAAAGCUCUCACUAUAACUGUG